AGAGAGUCAACCUGUGGAAACCGCGAUGAACAGCUGAUCCUCCCGCAGUGGAUAAGAACUACCACGAUGGUCUCCGACAGGUCAUGAUGUCCAGUCCUAUGCAUGGCACUAUGUAAAUAGUUAUUGGACAAACAGAAAAAGGAACUUAAAACAAGAAGAAAAUAGAAGAGUGAACAUACUUUUUUGGGGCCUCAAAUUAAUAAUAACCUGUUUGAUUUUGCCCGGAUUGGACAUAUUGUGCGCUGCUCGUGCGCCACCGACUCUCCAUCAUGUUGUUGCCAGGCGCUAUUGUCUUCACUUUUUCUUGCUUUUUGGCCCCACUGUUCCUCUUUUACCUGCCUCAAGUCUCAGCACAGAAGCCUGGAUCGCGGUGGCUGAUUGGAGAGAGAGACAGUCACUGCGGGACUAUCUGUUCACGGACACUCGGGAAGCAGGUGUGUGGAUCAGAUGGGCGGACCUAUGAGACAAACUGUGAGCUACAGAGGGCCCGCUGCAAAGAUAAAACACUGACAAUGGCACACAGAGGAAGGUGUCGAGUGAAGUUUCCGUUUCCAGUGGGUCUAUCACCAACUUCUUCAACUGAGGGGAGAGACCCAGAAUCUAAAGAUGCUGGUCAGUCAAAGUGCCAUGUUGAGAGGAACCAGGCUCUGGAACAAGCCAGGAGGCCCCAGGAGUCCACGUUUAUCCCAGAAUGCAAUGAGGAUGGAACAUUUGCCCAGGUCCAGUGCCACACUCUGACAGGGUACUGCUGGUGUGCCACCACCGAUGGGAAGCCUGUGAGUGGUUCCUCUGUACACAACAGGAGGCCUGUGUGUUCAGGAAACUUCAGUGAAAAUAUGGGAACUCAUGCUGGAAGGAGUGGAUUCUCAGUUAGGUCAGUAACUGAUAAACCACCUGGGCCCCCAAACACGGGUAGAAAAGGAAUGCUCCAGAUGCUACGAAACUGCACACGGGUCUCCUUCCGUUUCUUUCUCACUCUCAACCCAGACGAUGGCUCCAAGCCCACACCCACCAUGGAGACCCACAUCACCUCUGAGGGUGAGGGCAUAACAGCUCCUACACUAUGGAGAAAACAUCUGGGGUACAUGGAGAAUAAGCAAAACAGCUCCACUUUCAGAAGGCAAGAAAAGGUUCCCUCUUGUGACCAGGAGAGACAGAACGCCCUGAAUGAGGCUCAGCAGAGUUCUCGGGAGGCCAUUAUCAUUCCAGACUGUGGGUCUGGAGGUCUUUACAAACCAGUCCAGUGCCACCAGUAUACUGGUUACUGCUGGUGUGUUUUAGUGGAUACAGGACGGCCCAUCCCUGGAACUUCAACCUUAUACAAGACACCGGAGUGUGACGAAGAUGCACGGUCUCACACCGCAGACGUGGAGGACCCGUUCCACGACAGGCCCCUACAAGGCUGCCCGGAUGGGAAGAAGGGGGAAUUCAUUACAAGCUUGUUAGAUGCUCUCACAACCGACAUGGUGCAAGCCAUAAACUCACCAGCCCCAUCUGGUGGCGGGAGGUUUGUUGAACCUGAUCCUAAUCACACUCUGGAGGAAAGAGUGGUGAAUUGGUACUUUGCCCAGCUGGAUAACAACGGCAGCAAUGACAUCAACAAGAAGGAACUCAAACCUUUCAAGAGGUACCUGAAGAAGAAAGCUAAACCUAAGAAAUGUGCCCGCAAGUUCACCGACUACUGUGAUCUGAACAAGGACAAGGCUAUUUCACUGCAGGAGCUGAAAGGCUGCCUCGGUGUCAGCAAAGACGGGAGCUCAAUGACAAGUGGCAGCCAAGGGACAAGGCAAGGGACAAAACAGUUCAUCGGCCGUCUGGGGUGAAGAGGAAGGGAACAGGCUGAAACGAGAGCAAAGGGGACAGAGGCAAAGCAUCUGUACGCUUCCUGAUGGGAACUAAAGACGGAGCUGAAAAAUAAAUAAGUUUCUGAAUUGAAAAAAAGAAGAAAGAAAAAAAGAAAAGAAAAGCAACAAAGCGGCGCCAAAAUAUUUGCACUUUUUCCUCCCUAUGUCUGACAUAUUACUUGCUUUUACGUGUUUUUUUUUUUUUACCUUGAAAUGACUGGGAAUUCACUAAGUAAGAAUAAGAAUAUAUUUUUGAAGAGAUGACAGGCUCACCAUUGUAAGAGCAUGUAUGUGUAUGUUACCACUUUCCCCCAUGUAUGUUCAGUCUGCUGUUUUGAUUUGUUCAGUCCACAUGUUCCAAAUCCCAGGCAAGUCCAAUUAAAGUUACACCCCCUGUCUACAUGCUGCAGCAGCAGAGAGAUCAGUGGCAAUGGGCUUUGAGUCCCAAGUGUUGCCUGAUAAAAACACUGAACAAUCAAAAUAACUAAAUCAGUGUAAACAGGCAAUUGUAGCUGAACAGCACACAUGUCCAAGGAGUCUAAUUUGUCAACAUAAAAUUAACUCUAUGAAUUCCCCUUGCACUGCACGGAUCAUUUCAGAUGCAUUGGCUUUUUGCCCCCAACAAACAGAUGUUUGUGUCGUAAAUAUUUUUAGUACUUAACUGUGCCGCCCAAAACCAGUGGAAGACAGCUAUGCUAUCUGCACGAAAUGCUUCACACACUCUGCUACUUAAAAAUGGUAGGCAUAGAAAUGGCAAAAAUAGACGACAUACGAGUUUGCAAGAGUACUGGAGCAGUUUAGAAACAAUACCCGUGGUAGUGUAACAUAUCUUUCCUUUAGAAUCCUGUAGGCGAUUGUGCAAUGUUAAAGCUGCACUGGGUAGUGUGAGCAAAAAGAGGGGUGCAGGAUCUAGAAAAUCAUCAGUUAUAAAAUUGCUUUCUUGGUUGCUUCCUCACUAAAGUAAUGCUAUCCACUUUUAGCCCUACCAACUCUCUGAAGUAUACUGGCACAUCUGUCCAUCUAAACAGCCAUGUAGUUUGGAUGGUUGUGCCCUAAACGUUUAUGCAGAUUUUGUCAUGUCACAACUUCAGUGUAUUUCAUUGAGAUUUAAUGUGCCAGAUUUACAUGAGGUAGGCCUAGUGCAUAAUUGUGAAGCAGAAGGAAAAUUAUACAUGGUUUUCAAGGUUUUUAUUAGAAAAUUGUGCAUAUGUAUUCACCCCCCUGAAUUACUGUUUAAAACUGUUUCUACCUAUCUUUCCACAUCUAGAGACUAGAAUUUCCUCCCAUUCUUCUUUCCAUAACAGGUCAAGAUCAAUCAGAUGGGAUGCUGAGCUUCUGUGAACAACAGGUCUUGCCACAAAUUCUAAAUUGGAUUUUUGUCUGUGCUUUGACUGGGCCAAUCUAACACAUGCUUUUGUCUAAAAACACUCCAUGGUAGUUCAGGCUGUAUGUUUUGUGUCGCCCUGAUGGAAGGUGAACCUACAACCUAGUCUCAAGUCUGUUGGAGCCUCUAACAGGUUUGCUUUCAUGAUUAUUUUUAGCUCCAGCCAUCAUCCUAUUACCUCUGACCAACUUCCCUGAUUCUCUUGAGGCAAAGCAUCCCCACAGCAUGAUGUUGCCACCACCAUAUCUCAAUGUGGGAAUGCUGUAUUUAGGCUAAAAGGAAGUGUUUUCUUCCACAUAUACUGUUUAUUCUUGCAAUAUUGUUUUAUAACCUUACCCUGCUUUAAAACAUCUUCACAACUUUUGUCCCUGACCUGUCUGGCGUGUCCCUUGGUCCUCCUGAUGGAAUUUGUUCACUAAUGUUCUCUUACAAACCUCUGAGGCCUUCACAGAGCAGCUGUUUUCAUAAAUUGUGCACACGGGGAUCUAUUUUACCAAUUAGGUGAUUUCAGAUGGCAGUUGAUUACACUGGAUUCUUAUUUAAAUAUCAGAGUAAAAAAGGGGGGCUGAAUGCAAAUGCACACCACGCUUUUCAGAUAUUUUUAUUUUUUACAUGGUUAUUGAACUAUGUAUCAUUUUUACUUCCACUUUACAGUGAUGCAGUGGUUAUUUCUGUCUAUCGUCAUAAAAGACAUUGAAAUUUUUGGUUGUAAAGUGACAAAAUAUGAAUAAUUUCAUGCCAUUUGAAUAAUUUAACAGGGCAUUGUGUUUGGGUACUUUUUUUACAUGCAACUGUAAUUUCUCCCUAAAUGGCCAAUGGGGCCAUUUUUCUUUAACCCAAAAUGAUGCCUUGUCCAUUUAUUGAUAUAUGCCUCAGUAGCGUUGGCAUUAUUAGGUAGAAUGAUGAUUUAUCAAAGCUCAUCUGUAGAACUAAAUAUUAAAACAAUGUUUUCAAAAAUAAUAACGAGUUAAUGAGAUCGAACAAAGCUUCCUGGAGGUACAAAGCAAAAGUGAUAACUACUGUUGAGUGUUAGAAAAAUUUUAGUUCAUCUGCUUCCUGUGCAAACUACCGUCAGAUGUCUAAGUCUCUUUCCCUUGGUGAGAUUUGGGUUUUCCACCAACAAGUACAGAAAAUAGUUUUAAAUUUUUGUAUUAUUACCAGGGAAGAAAAAGAGGUCAGCAAAAUUAAGUUAGAGGUAUAAAAUCAACCACAGUGAAAGUAAAAUGUGGCAUUCACAAAUUUCAGUUCAUAAAACAACUAAAUACAUUUUGCAUUGAGACAAUUAUUGUUUGUCCCUCCAGCAGCCGAUGACAAUGUUUGUCCAAGAAACAAUCAAGACCAGGCAAAUUAAAUCUGUCCUACUUUAUCUAAAUCUGUUAUAUCUAUAUAUUUAUAUCUUUAUAUAUAGAUAUAUCUCUAUGUAUAAACAGAAACUGAUUAUUAGGAAUAAUAAACAGAGCAGUGAGGGAAGAAAUCUUUUUGGAAUGCUAAGUAUAAAGAUUCCUCCCCGCAUUUGGGAACAAUUGGGUUUCAAAGUUGGAGAAACAUGCUUUCACUGCUGAGGUCUGAAAGCUUGUGUAUUUGUUUUGAGCUGUUUUCUUUUUUCCCACGAAUCUGCAGCGGCUCAUAAACACAAAACGAAACAAGCUUUUGUUGUAAAUAUGUAUGAUAACCUUUUGUUUGAUUGUUUUACUAAAUCUCACUACAAUGGUAUAAUUUGUAUGUUCUUCACUGUCAGCAUAGCUUCUUGUUAAACAGACCCUUUUCACUCUGUUUACCUCAUGUCAAACAUUUGGCUUAUUGAGUAACUCAAUGACAUUUAAAUCUAUAGACCGGACUGUUUAUUUUAUCUGUGCUUUGCUUGUUUUACUCCUUCAGUUUGUGUCUGUCUUCAUCACUGCAAACCAUCAGGAAUGUAUACAGCAGCUGGUGCUUACUUCAUUACAGUCACGAGUCCAGUUAUUUCUAACUUGAACUGAACAUAUGUGCCAAGAAUAAGAGAAUAACUCCAUCCUUCGAUGAGUCCUGUGCAGUAUCUCCUGAGUGCCCUUGUUUUUCCGUCCAGGUUAGAAACGCAAAGCUUUUGUGUGUCUGCUGAAGUGCUUCCAGACGCCGGCAAGCUGCAGAUUCUUUGGAACGUCUUAAAAACGAGCCAACAGGCUGACAAUCAGCACAGAUGGUGAUGGGAUAUGCGUGGGGGCUGGGCUGCAGCUGGCUGUCACUCUGAGUCAAAGCCCCAGCAGCCUCAUCAACACCGUGUUUCGAAAAUAAUUGUUAGUUCGAGCUGAAGAAUGAAAUCUGAUUAAAAACAAAACCCAGAUACAUACCAGAUAUUGGUAAAGCUCAUUAUAUGGCUAAAAUAAUUUAUAUACUGAACUUCAUAAUUAUAUAUCAAAAAGAUUAAUAUGAAAAACAGAAGAAAGUGAUCUUAAAAAGCGAAUUCUGUUAUUUGUCAGGAACAUAUGAAACCUUUCAAUGGCUGCUUUUGUUUCCCUCUUGAAGUGUGAUUUUAUGAGAAUGGUCAAUUCCCUACAUCAGGAAAAACAGAGAAAGACAUACCUGUACCAGUGUGUCAUUCCUAACUGCUUCAAGACAAAAACAGUAUUGGUAAAAUGCUGUUUAUGUUUCACCCAAAUGCAUUUAAACCAUGCUUAUUCUGCUCAGUGGAAAGUGAUUUAGAUAAGUGGAGAGGAGUUUUACACUGCCUCCAAAUGGUGAAAAGGGUUACCUGCACUCAAUAAAGGGAAUGUAACCAUUCAAAUUUACAACAUAUAUUAGCUACAGAUACUCUUGGGUAGAUUGGAAUCCAUAUGUCUGAAUAAACAUUUUGCAAUACACAAACAUACACAUAAGUUAUGUUUCAAUAGCUAAAAGACACAAAUAAAUAUUCACUUUUAGUCAAUGUUGAAAAUGUACUUACUUGAUUGAAGACCCUUGCCGUUGAGAGAAGAAGCUAAGUUUAUUCUUAUUUCUGCUAGCAAAUUUAGCAUUUUUGCCGCUAAAUUAGCUAAAGUUGGAUAAAAACUUAAAUUCUUGUUCCAGCACGGAAACAUUUUCAACCGCAACAAGUCCCAUGGCAGUUCUUAGUCUUCACACUGAAUUCUGUAUGCACAUUAACAUAAACAUAUGGGUAAUUUCUCCAAACAAACAAAAACACUUCUGUUAUUUUUCAGGAUCAGCUAGUUUCCUUGAGAGAAUUUUUAGUGAGCCACACUGAUAUGAAAGAUUUUCAGAAAGUUUUUAAGAAAAUGUGACUUAGGUACUUUGACUAAUACGGAACUUUAUCUUAAAACACUUUGUAUAUACAUAAUACAAAGGUUAAAUUAGAAAUUUAAAAGAGUAAAAACAAAGCCAUUGAACUUAAACAUGCUUUCACAGGUUGCUCACACUUACAGCUAUAUCCUUUAUUUAUAUGAAAGUUAAUUUGUAAGACUAUAGGAGUAUUGUUUCGAAAAAUGUGGUUGUAAAAAAAAUAGAUACAACAAUCUUUUUUCACAUAUCAUCCAGGUAUAAAACAUAUACAACAACAAAAAUAAUCCAAACUCUUAUGAUUCAAUGCAGAUCAGGCUAGCCAAAUGUUGCAAUAUGAUGAUAAACAUGAGUAAGUUAUUUCAAAUGUAUAUUUGGAAAACUGAAAUUGACGGUAGAAAUCUGUUCUAGGGUUGUUAUACCCUUUUUGAAAUAAUGACAACUGAGGGCAAGACCAAGUUGUUUUUGUGAACUGAUUAUUAGUGCGUCUGAUUUUGUGAUGAGACUUCAAAGGUGCGGGUGUUGUCUGUGCGUGAUGGAGCUGAGGUUGCCAGUGAUGAGGGCCGGUUUGUUUGUGUGUGUGUGCGUGUGUGGGUGGAUGCAGAGUAGAGGAAACCAGAGCCAGGAGGCAGCUGCAGUACAUCUGUCUUACACUGACACAUGUGGCAUUUGACUUCCAGUGUGAAGUUCAAAAGAGUUUUAUAAUGACGCAGCUGUUUAAGGGUGUCUGUGUGUCCUGUGUGUCAUGUGUGUUGGGGUGGGGGGGAGGGGUUCUCAUUUGUUGAAGCGGGUGGAUUUUGAGCAUUGAGAGAGAUGUGAGGGCAGUACAGGUGAUGCAUAAUGUUUUAGGGAGUUGAUACCUUUGUCGUGCAGCUUGCAAACACUGGACAUAUCGAAACAAAUUGUUGUGCAGCUCUAAAUUAGGUUUUGAACCAAAAACAAGUUUACUAAAACAAAACAAACAAAAAAAAGGCUCAAACAUAUUGUAAAUGUAUGAACAAAUUCUAUUGAAUUAAUUAAAGAAAUAAUUACCUGCUUGCAAUACCAUGCAAACCAUUUAACUGUUUUCACCUUACUACCACAAACCUGUAUUUUUAUGUAUUUUAUUUGCAUAUUAUGUGAUAGACCCACACUAAGUAGUGCAGAAUUGUGAAGUGGAAAAAAUAACAUGUGGUUUUCAAGUUUUUAUUGCAAAUAAAAAAAAGUCUGUGGGAAAUAA
This is a messenger RNA of Girardinichthys multiradiatus, 7696 nucleotides long. It is a transcript of the gene smoc1, whose product is annotated as SPARC related modular calcium binding 1. NCBI's taxonomy places the organism in Eukaryota, Metazoa, Chordata, Actinopteri, Cyprinodontiformes, Goodeidae. Gene Ontology annotation, biological process: extracellular matrix organization. The record is from RefSeq and is a predicted model, not a curated record. Gene Ontology annotation, cellular component: basement membrane. Bases 270 to 1823 code for a protein of 517 amino acids. Gene Ontology annotation, molecular function: calcium ion binding; protein binding; heparin binding. The transcript is spliced from 16 exons.